ACUUUUUUGAAGAAUUCCGGAGAGGCAAGAUUGCCGUCGUCGCCGUCGUCGUCGUCGGUUCGUUGCUGAUUUAUCAAGCCAUCGAAGUGCGUUCCGAAAUAUCUGCAUCAUCAGAAAGUUAGCUUGUUUCCGAUCAAAGUGACCGGUGGUUGUGUUCUUUAAGUGUGUUUUCACCAUCGCCCUUGCCAUCGGCAGGCCCUACGGAAGCAAGCGUGAAAAAUUGUCAUCCGAGUUGUGCUACGAAGCUCGUUUGGUCGUUACCAACACGUGAGAGUCGGGAGAGCAAGAUAAACAAAGUGUUUAAAGCAAGGAAAAAUUUGUUUUUAUCGACCGUUAAAGUUUGUGCUGUAAGUAAGAGUGUGACAAAAUUACGUUGUUUUGUUAAAAGUGCAUUCAGCUCGCAGUUAGUUUUGGUAAAAAUAUUAAAUUUUACAAAGUGUCGUGAAGAGAGUGUCCCAUGUGGAAGUAAAAAUUGGUAUCUUGGAUUAAACAUCACCCAAACGUAUUCGCCCACAAGCAUCGCAGCCUACUGUGCGACGAGCCUUCAGAUCGAGGAAGGAAUCCCGACAACUACGAACUCCGCUGAAGAAUAUUUCCAUGCCAAGUAAAGCCAGCCACGAGGCGGUGCAAAGUUCACUGAAGUCGCCAAAGUUGUUGGACAUGAUGCUGCUUCUUCUGCACAGAUGAGGAAUAUACUUCAUCCUGGCACAACAGAGCUUACAUUACCGCGGAAAGCGUACGUGCACGUUGGCUGAAUUUAUCAAAAGUCGUUCAUAGCGGCGUCAUUUGUCGAAAUAAAACCGUCACACCGCCAUCACCACGCCUCAGCAGCAGCAGGUUCAAUUGAUCGCUCGAACUCAGUGGGGACUGACAUUUGCACAGAGACACCGAGGGCCGGUAAAAAGGCCAUCGUGAUCGAGGGGAGCACUGCCCUACUGCUGGUACCGAUCGGACACAAUUGCGGUUGAUUGUGGACCGCGCCAUUCGUUGUCGUCGCGUCUCAUUUAUCGUUUGUAUCGGGUCAUUAGUGCGCAAACGGCGGCGGGCAAGCAAGCUUGUCCUGCAGACGCAAGUAAAAGGGAAGCACGUUUGCAGCUUGAGAAGAACGAAGUUGUGGUUAGGCAGUGCGUGAGACCGACCGUUAACCAUACGGAGCAAAAAUGUCACAUCACAGCGACGAUCAGCUGCUGCAGGCCGGCAGUGAUUCGUUUUGGGAGCUAAACAAUUACAAACGCACCACCAAGCGGAUAGAGGACGGUUACAAAUUGUGUACCGAGCUGCAAACACUGAUCCAGGAGCGUGCCGAAAUUGAAAAAGCAUAUGCCAAAAAUUUGAAAACAUGGUCAAAGAAAUGGGGCGAACUGAUUGAGAAAGGACCGGAAUAUGGAACGACAGAGGCAGCCUGGAAGGGAAUGCUGACCGAGGCAGAACGCCUCUCGGACCUGCAUCUCAAAAUUAAGGCCAGCCUUUGUUCCGACGUGACACUUCAGAUUAAGGAAUGGCAAAAGGACAACUAUCACAAGUCGAUGAUGCAAAUCAAGGAGCGCAAAGAAAUGGAAGACCAGUUCAAGCGGGCACAGAAACCGUGGGCAAAGUUGCUAGCGAGUGCGGAAAAAGCGAAAGCAGACUACCACGCUGCCUGCAAGAUGGAAAAAUCCGCUGCCAAUCAGGAACGCAACGCUUCCAGCGAUUCCUCGAUGUCGAACGAUCAGCUAAAAAAGAUGCAAGAACGGGUACAGAAGCUUAAGGACGACGUGGCGAAGAGCCGCGAACGGUACGAGCAGACGCUGAACGAGAUCAAGGAGUACAAUCCCGUCUACAUCGAGAGCAUGACGAACGUGUUCCGGAAGUGCCAGGAGAUGGAGGAAACCCGGUUGUGCUUUUUCAAAAACGUGCUCUUCUCGAUACACAAAUGUCUGAACAUUUCCGAAGAUCCGAGCUUGCCCCAGAUCUACAAAGAGUUCCACCACACGAUCAACAAUGCGGACCACCAGAAGGAUCUGAAAUGGUGGUCCAACAAUCACGGCGUCAACAUGGGUAUGAGCUGGCCAACGUUCGUGGAGUACACGGAAGAGUUCCGCGACAUUGCGAAGGGCAUCAAAUCCAAAGAAGCUUUACCCGCAGCGCCGAUCACGCUCAUUCAUCAGCGACCCGUGGCCGAAGAUGUGCAUGAAUAUCCGCCACCACCGCCGGCCAACAACAAUCGGCUACUGGGAGGAGGUGGCAAUCGAAACAGCACGGCCCUUAGCAUUACCAACUCGACCGGCAACAACCGCACCACCCCAACGCCGACCAACGAUUCACCCAAGUCGGAGACGGCAUCGACGAAAAAUGAAGCGGCCACCACACCUACCCGAAAUUCGCCCGGACGUGCGGCGGCACCCGGUGGAGCGGUCGUUACCAAUGGCAAUUCCGGCACGAAUGGCAAAGCGAACGAUAGCAAUCCCUUCGAGGAGGAGGAAGAAUGGGACGAGGGCGACGGUAACGAUAAUCUGCUGGUGGAUAAUGGUGAACCAGGCGUACCGGUGAAAGCACUGUACGACUACGAGGGCGCCGAAAGUGAUGAGCUUACAUUCAAGCAGGGUGAUUUGUUCGAGAAACUAGAAGACGAAGACGAGCAAGGCUGGUGCAAAGGUCGGAAGGACGGUCGCGUAGGACUCUACCCGGCGAACUACGUUGAAGUGGUGGCGACGUAAGCGAUGGCACCUUUCUACCAGCAGCAAAGGGGAAAAGUUAGAACAUCAAACGCUCCAAUUGUGGUACAACGGUGGUGAAAAUAUGAUAGGUGAACACGUAGUCAAACCGAAGUACAAGCUCCGCUGUGAGAGCUAUGUUGAAUUUUAUUUGAUUACAUUACGUUACGGGGUACGGGGUAAUACGCAAAGUGCACGAUAAACGAAAUCAACAUCACAGUUAGAAGCGGAGAUGGGGCGGCGCACACAGGCACGCGGGUCAAAGUCUUUAUCUUUUGAUAGACCUAUAGAGGCAGAUGAUAGACCCACUGGGCGUGUUGUGAAGGGUAGCGCGAGGGAAGCAUCGUAGCGCCAUCGUUCUCUGGAACAACUAUAGCUUAAAAGGAUAAGAUCCUCAGAACCAAUACACACACACACACACAUGAAGGACCUAUAUUGAUGAAACCUUUGGCCAAAAAAGCGAGUAUUUUUGUAGGGUGGUUGGAGGAAGAAUUUAGUUUUUUGGGCUCCACUGGUUUGGAUAUAGGAGAUAGAGAGCCAUAGAGAGUCGCAUAUUUCGUCACACUUAUAUACGUAGGGAUUUUCCGCCUAGUAGGUCCAUUUGGCGUUGAUGAUCAGGGAAAAAGGAAGGUCGUGAUGGUGGACACACGAUUAAUCUGUUAUUGACGUACAACACUGCUAUCGUUUGUAUGUCGAUUGAUUCAUUUUCCCAUUUCAAUGUACAGUUUCUGCUCUGGAUGAUUAGAAGUCACUUGAAUUGUAAUGGUAACAAAAACACACACAAGAACAGAUACACGAACUUGCCUUUCGUACACGGGUGUAUCGGAUGAUGAACUGUAGUGGAACCGUUUUCCAUACACGUCUCGUCAAGGAACGGAAUGAGUUUAGUCAUCUCAACGUCUUUCGGUUGUUUCGUUGUAGCCAGUUGUUCCAUUUUAUAGUACUAUAUACCGUUUUUUUUUAAAUAAAGGAAAGCAAACCUAGCAUCUAAGUAGAAGCUGAAGCUGAAUUCUAGUAAGGCAUAUGGGAGCGCUCUGCAUUUAGAAAACAGGAUUGAUUCGGUGCAAACAAGUUUUCUUCUUGUCCAAAAUUAUCCCAAAACCGACCGCGAGACACGCCGCUGGGAAUUAACAGUAGAUGUACCACACAAUCCCUCCUUCUUUCAGGGCGAGAAAACACAGCUCAAUGUAGAGAACAAUCAAAAUCCGUAUCCGAUUUUAUAUGACGCAAACUACUCCGUAGGCAUCCGUAGUUUUGGAAGAGUAUCUCGGUGAAGGGUAACGUCCCACCGUUUUGCUGCAAUAUCAACACAACACAAUACUACCGAUCCUUUCUACUUCUUUACUCUAUCUCUCAGUCUUUAUAAACUCUAUGAACUGCUAUAGCUGCAUGAAUCCCCCCUGAAACAGGGAACCAGAAAAUCUAGACAUCAUUGUAUAUUCUACAGGAAGUAUUCUUUUGCAUAGAGAGGGCUAGAGAAGGUAUCACGUCCUUUCGGGCUCUCCUUUUUAUUCCACUGUACAGUUGUCCGAACACAGCGGCACAGUUUUGUUGCUCGUUUUGUAAUGCUGACAUACACACACACACACUAAAAGAAGCAAAGAGAAGUAUCAGCUCAAUAGUAUCAUUUGCGGGGGGAAAAACAGUUAUAAAAGUAGCGAUUAACAACAGUUGCAGUAGUGUGUGAUAGUGAGCAUAUGAUAGCGAUGAUAACAGACACGACGGCGUCACCAACAACACAUCGUUAAAGUAUCCGGUUGAAAUGUAAGCGAAAGAGCAUGUUGUGUAUUAUAUUAAGUUUGAGGAAAUAUAUGUAUGUAAAGAAGUAAUAACAAAGUCCGGGACGGGCAGUUGUAGUAGUAGAAGAGGUAGUGUUUUACCGGUAGUGUGUUAUUCCAGCGGUUAUUUAUACAAACACAGCUGUAUAUCUUAAACGAUGUACCCCAACCGA
Messenger RNA from Anopheles stephensi (Asian malaria mosquito), 4644 nucleotides. It is a transcript of the gene Synd, whose product is annotated as protein kinase C and casein kinase II substrate protein 3. The transcript is spliced from 12 exons. The coding region runs from base 1161 to 2696 and encodes 511 amino acids. Gene Ontology annotation, cellular component: cytoplasm; plasma membrane; endosome. The record is from RefSeq and is a predicted model, not a curated record. Gene Ontology annotation, biological process: cytoskeleton organization; plasma membrane tubulation; regulation of endocytosis. NCBI's taxonomy places the organism in Eukaryota, Metazoa, Arthropoda, Insecta, Diptera, Culicidae. Gene Ontology annotation, molecular function: phospholipid binding; protein binding.